AUGACUAACGGCACUACCCUCUUCAGUGCCGCGUUGGCCGUCCUGGGCCUUCUCCCGGUGCCCAUCAGCUCCGCCGGGACAGACCACGCGACCUGGCCGGCGAUGGACAUUGAUCCUCUUAUCAAGGAGAAUCUGGCGCGGGCGUACAAGGCGGCAGACGACCCCAACGGGGGGCCCGAGGUCGCUGCCGCAUUCACUCCCGACGGCGGCUUCUCGGAGCAAAGACACACCAUUUACGCCGUGUUUGCCGACAAGAGCCCCGGUCUCGAGCUCAUGCUGCGCGGCAAUGCCAAGGUCACGAUGAACAACGGAUCGACCCUCGAAGGGGACUUUGUGGCGUGGGCGGUCAUAGAUGAAGCGAGCUACGAGGCUGGGGAUCCGAAGCUGUCCCUUCUGCAUGUCUUUUCUGCGUGA
Molecule: messenger RNA, 414 nt
Organism: Colletotrichum destructivum
Lineage: Eukaryota; Fungi; Ascomycota; Sordariomycetes; Glomerellales; Glomerellaceae
Exons: 3
Coding region: 1-414 (137 amino acids)
Source: RefSeq, a predicted model, not a curated record